GACGGCAGCUACCACUCCUCGUACGAAACCGGCAACGGUAUCGUCGUCAACGAGGAAGGAGUCCUUAAGAACCCAGGCGUGGAGAACCUGGAGGCUGAGGAAGUCCACGGUUCAUUCUCGUACACCUCCCCAGAGGGACAACACAUCUAUCUCACCUACCUGGCGAAUGAGAACGGGUUCCAACCGUCGGGUGAUCACCUCCCGGUAGCGCCUCUGUAGGAAGGAAGUACAACUUGCCUAAAAUACUGCCGAUUUUCGAUGUGAAAUGUACAAAUGGUCAAAUAAAUAAAAUUUUACACAAAAUCUUUGAAAAAUGA
Messenger RNA from Anoplophora glabripennis (Asian longhorned beetle), 317 nucleotides. RefSeq names its product endocuticle structural glycoprotein SgAbd-2-like. NCBI's taxonomy places the organism in Eukaryota, Metazoa, Arthropoda, Insecta, Coleoptera, Cerambycidae. Gene Ontology annotation, cellular component: chitin-based extracellular matrix. The transcript has a single exon. The annotation marks the transcript as partial. Gene Ontology annotation, molecular function: structural constituent of chitin-based larval cuticle. The record is from RefSeq and is a predicted model, not a curated record.